UUGGGGUGGUGUGUGUGAAGCUGUCAGAGCUGAUCCGAGCGCACAGCUGAUCCACCCGGACCGAUGCCAUGUCCUCGGGGAAGUAAUCAGGAUGGUACACAAAUGCAUUAUUAGAGGAACCUGCUGUAAUUUGGGCUUCUGAUCAACCAAACAUUUUCAGUUGAGACUCCACCCUUGUUUUUUCCAAUUUGAGGAGUUGAUAUCAUCUUAAUCACACACCAGGAAUUAUACUUCAGACUUCCAAAGUGAGUUCAUGAUAUGGACAAAAUGGAAAGUGUAGCCCAGGAGUCCAGAGCUGAACGGAUAGCUCGCUACAAAGCAGAGAGACGCCGAGAGCUGGCCGAGCGUUACGGCAGCCAGGAAGAGGAGCUUCCAUCUAACUGGUCGAGAAGAGAGAGGGAAGGACGCGGCGGCCGUGACUCUACCUAUGCGGAUAAGUCUGUUUCAGGAGGAAUGAAUGGAGGGAUGGGGAGGAAUGGACAAACGCCACUGGAAGAGAGGCCUGUUCCUGCAAAGAUCUCCAAUGGGUGUAAGGUGAACGCCUGUGGAGAGAACACACACCAAAACAGGGAAAGUUUGUUGGGCUCGUCUGGUACAGUGGCUGGGGAAAACCCUCCAGACUCCCAUGGGCCCUCAACCCCUGACACUCCUCAGUUACACACUCAUGUAUCAGUAGGCCAGCUGAAGAACGCUCUUCUACAGCAAACCUCGAGCCCAGCUCCGUCUGAUAGAGUAGCCACUGAUGAUGGCGUGGUGGCCUUGACUCUUGACCUCGCAGUUCAACCAGGUGCAGAAGGAAGUCGUCGGCGUACCCGUCGAUACAUGCCAGGGGAUUCUGCAGGGAGCCGCAAAAAUAGUGAACGCUUUCGUACUCAACCCGUAACAGCCUGCGAGAUAAAGGACAUCUGCGGAAGAAUGGACGAUGAAAAUCAAGACAACUCACAAAUGGAUGUAAAGACAGAUGACAGAGCCAAGAUGAGUGUAGCUGCCAAGAUGUCUCUGUUUAAAGAGUUGGAGAAGACAGCUUCACCUGAGGCUUCCUCAUUCCUCAAACCUCGCUCCAGUAAUAGUUUCCAUGAGUGCAGAGUUCGCCGUAACAACGAUCCUCGAGCACUCACUCAGCCAAUCACCUUUGAGGAAACAGUGAUGGCAGCGAGUCCACAGGCAGGUGAGGCUGAGCCUGAGGUGGAGGAUGAUGUUGGCACUAAACUGUCGAUGAGUGAGAAACUGGCUCUCUUCAACAAACUGUCUCAGCCCAUAUUGGGUGCUGUGGGGAGUCCCGCGAGAGACGGCAGCCCUCUAGAGGCCUCUGAGAGACGCAGACAGAAGGGUGCACGUUACCGCACACAGCCCAUCACUGUGGAUGAGGUCAAUUUGCUUCAGAAAGGGCCUGUUGAGCUUCCUCGUCUUCAUCUGGCGCCUCACCUCUCUGACCGACAGCAGGCUGAGUCCAUUAAUCUUAAGCCCACUGUAGUGCAUCUCUCUGGGCUGAGCUCUUCACAGGAGUGGGGUUCCUCCUCCGAACUCACCUCAUCACCCCAUCUGAAGCCUGCAUCAGACAGCAACUCCCAGAAUGCAGUGCAGAUUAAAGGCAUCUUGAAAAAGAGCUCUUCGGAGGGAGUGGUGUGGAGGAGUGAAAGCAGAGACCGGGAUAACCUGAACGGACACGGCCUGGAGCAGAACGGGAGGGAGAGGAGAGAGAGAGAGGUGAUAGAAGAGAGACAUAUGACACCUGUGGCUCAAUCUCCAGCUCCUCUCUCCAGCACUCCCUGGAGGCAGAGGGCAAGGAAGGAAGCCUCUGCAUCCUCUGGCAGAACACGGAGAUCUGCUCCUAAGCCUGAGUUACUUCCGUCUCUAUCAGAGGACCUCCAGAUCACUGAACAGAGCAGAGAAUCAGCCAUCAGUGACAGGCUGACAGACUCAAAAGGAGCUGAGAAAGAAGAGGAGAAGCAAAAUGCUACGGAAAGGUGCAAUAUCAGUCUAAGCAGUGCGCCACAGGAUGAGAAUGUCACUACAGCUGAGUCUAACCCCCAAACUCAAUGCUGGGAGCCUGUGUUUUCCUCUGUGUACUCUUUUUCAAGCUCCACACCUCAAUAUGUGAUGUUUUUCAAUGAGAGGAGUCUUUCUUAUGAAGCUCAGGAGGUUUGCACAACCACUCAAACCCAACCACAGGUGACAGGGAGAGUCAAGCGGUUGGUGGAGCCGGCAUCACACUCUCUUAACAGUGGCGACUGCUUUCUGCUGGUCACACCCUCACACUGCUUCCUCUGGACUGGAAAACUCUCCAACACCAUUGAGAGAGAAAAGGCGUCUGAAAUGGCCUCGGUGAUUGUGACCCAGAGGGAUCUGGGUUGUCAGGCAACAGGUGUUAUUCACCUGGAUGAAGGUGUCAAUACAGACAGCCUGCAGGCAGCAGAGUUCUGGAAACUUCUCGGGGGACAGACCCAGUAUAAAGGUCCAGACAGUGCUGAUGAUGAUGAGCACUAUGAGAGAGCCAUAUCAGAGUCAAACUGUAUUUAUAGGCUGCAGGGGGUCAGACUCAGUCCUCAUGAGCAGGGCUGGGCUGUCGUACCGGACCUCAGUCUUCUGAACUCCUCUCAGACUCUGCUGUUUGACUUCGGCAGCGAGCUCUAUUUGUGGCACGGUAAAGACGUGGGCCCCAGCGAGAGGAAACUGGCCCUUCAGCUGGCUCAGCAGGUUUGGGACGGAGCGUAUGACUACAGCAACUGCAGGAUCAACCCUCUGGAUCCCUCUGGUGGCAAUGCCCAUAUUCACAAGCAGGGUAUUGGACGACCAGACUGGGCACUUUUUGGCCGUGUGUUUGACCAAAACGAGACGAUACUGUUCAAAGAGAAGUUUACAAACUCAUUUGAACAGACAAAUGUGAACAAAAAUAACAUUGCUCCAUCCGUACAAGAGGAGGUGAAGACCCCCUCACUCAAGUCAUCUCCCCAGCCAGUGUCGGCUGAGCAGUGGUCAUGUGAUGCCAGAGCUCUCUUUGGCGGAGUCUGUCUCUCAGGGGUGUCUCAGAUUGUUCUGGAUGGUGUGGAUGUACGAAAGGGACGGGACACGGUCACUCUGAGUGAUGGCCAGCAGGCGGCGUUAUGCACCCUUGCAGUGAAAACGUGGCUUAUUUCAGAGGGUGAGGAGUGUGAGGUUUCCCCAGAGAGCUUGGGACAGUUCAUUGAGGGCAGCACGUAUGCUGUAUGCUGGACGUACAGCCUCACAGCCUUAGGAGAUCAAAUGGCAAUAGGUCAGGAACGAUCUGCUCUUUUCAUCUGGAAGGGGCGGCACUCCAAUGUCAGUGGGCGGGGCCUGUCAUCAGCACUGACCAAUCAGUGUAGUUCUCAGGUGUUUGUAACAGAAGGGGAGGAGCCGCCCUGUUUUCUGCAGUUGUUCCAGGGAGGAAUGGUCAUUUAUAGACAACAACAAAGCAGAGACACAGGAGGCUGGCAUCUGUUCUGUGUGAGGGGUGACGUCCCAGUGGAGGGCAGACUGUUGGAGGUACAGUGCUCCUGCUCCAGUCUGAGGUCUCGUGGCUCACUGAUCUUGUUGAAUAGCCAGCAGGGGGCGAUCUACCUGUGGCAUGGCUGCAAAGCCCACAGCAAAGCACGUCAGGUGGCCAAGCAGACCGUCCAACGCCUCACACAAAUGUGCCCACCUGAGCUGAGUCUGAGAACUGGCAGCUUUAUGAAUGUCCAGGAAGUGGAGGAAGGGAAAGAGCCUGCAGAUUUCUGGAAUGCUAUUGGACCACAAGACAGGAAGUCAUAUGACUGCAUGCUACAAGAUCCUGGUAAAUUUAAUUUUACCCCCCGCCUUUAUCACCUGAGUGCCCAAUCAGGAACGUUCAAAGGGGUGGAGCUUAUUAGCCCCUCCCACGUGAAUGGUGUCAUUACAGCAAUGCCCUUCCUCCAGGAUAAGUUAUAUGCUGUGCCACAUCCAGCACUGUUCCUGCUGGAUAACUAUCUGGAGGUGUAUUUAUGGCAAAGUUGUGAAUCUUCAGUCUCACAGGGCCCCCACUGGGACAAAGAGAAGAAGUGCGCCAUGGAGACUGCUUUACAGUACUGCAAAGAGAGGAAUCCUAGACGGCAUCCCAUGGCAUAUCUUAUUGAAGAAGGGGCAGAGCCUCUCACCUUUACUAAUAUAUUCCCUUCAUGGGAGAUGAGACUGACACAGGAAGUACAGGACUGCACGGUGCGUAAAAAGCUGACUUUGGUGCAGGAUGCUCUAGCUGCUCUUAAUACGACCCAGUUCCCCCUUAAGGAUCUGCUGAAGAGACCGUUACCUGAAGGAGUGGAUCCUUUACACCUGGAGAACUACCUGUCUCAGCAUGAUUUCAAGGUUGCUUUGGGAAUGACAUGGAAUAACUACAACUGUCUAUCAGAUUUACAAAAAAUGGACCUGAAGAAAAGUAAAGGGCUUUACUGAGUGUCAGCAGUGACCUACGCUCAACAGAAGCAACAUUUUAAAAGAUGUGUUUGUAAGAUGACAUGUUCUUGAUAGCACUCAUGUGUACAGUGUAACUGGGAGUGUGCUAAACAGUGAGUGUGAGUGUGUGUCCUUUCGCUCUGCUUCCUUUCAGUCUGCUGCUUUUUUUAAUGCCUGAUGUCCAGCGCUCAUUUUGGCCAAAAGCUUUCUACGCAAAGCUAGACAGAACUGUUUACUCUGACUUUGAGAAAUAGCUGUCAUGUUUUUCUUUUCUUCCUCCCCUUCCUCCAUUGCAGCUGUUUCUCCUCCCUCUUUCUUCAUCUCUCGCUGUCUGCCUCCUCUCUCUACACAAAGCAGCACGUGUGAGAGGUCUGAUUGUUUUACUGAACUUACAGAUGAAUUUAGUAAUGUUUAUUUUAAAAUAAAAAUAU
This is a messenger RNA of Sinocyclocheilus rhinocerous, 4859 nucleotides long. Its product is annotated as supervillin-like. NCBI's taxonomy places the organism in Eukaryota, Metazoa, Chordata, Actinopteri, Cypriniformes, Cyprinidae. The record is from RefSeq and is a predicted model, not a curated record. The transcript is spliced from 27 exons. Gene Ontology annotation, biological process: actin polymerization or depolymerization; actin filament severing; barbed-end actin filament capping. Gene Ontology annotation, molecular function: phosphatidylinositol-4,5-bisphosphate binding; actin filament binding. Bases 259 to 4428 code for a protein of 1389 amino acids. Gene Ontology annotation, cellular component: cytoplasm; actin cytoskeleton.